Molecule: messenger RNA, 2069 nt
Organism: Aplysia californica (California sea hare)
Lineage: Eukaryota; Metazoa; Mollusca; Gastropoda; Aplysiida; Aplysiidae
Exons: 2
Coding region: 528-1619 (363 amino acids)
Cellular component (GO): membrane
Source: RefSeq, a predicted model, not a curated record
AAUAAUCUACCCUAAGAGUUAGAAUAAUGAAAGUGAGGACUGGACUUGGAAGUCUGUUGGCGUUCGCUGGUGACUCCUUCUUCAUGAACCUUGGACAUAAGGCGGAGAGUAAACGGGUUUUUCUGUACAUCAAACGAGGCCAGACAGGAAAAGCUCUUAAAUUCGUCUUCGGCUGAUGGAGAGAACAAAACAGAUUACAGAUUGUUUUAAAACAACCAAGAGUGUUCAGUUUCAGAUAGAAACGUUGGUGCGCACUGCAGUACGGAAGUAGUAGGUUACAAUAGUUGUGCUGUGUGCAUAACUGACUUCGAAUUUUGUUUUGUCUAUCCACAGUCGUAUACCUUCCAGUACACCGCUUCAUGAAAUACAGUGCCGGUACUAUCCUGUGAGCAUUAACGUUCUUCGCAGCCUUUGACAUAAUAGGGCCAGAUUCAGUAAUAGUCAGUGACAAUCGAAAUCAACCACUACAGCUGCAAGCAAGGCUAUACAAUAUUGUAAAACUUUAAGCUUGAUAAAAACUGUCCAUUAUGGCCGGCACAGUCGAUCCUGAAGCCCAGCGAACAGCCCUCAUGGCAUUGUCGGUUAUUUUUAUAAUAGGAAUUCUUGUUGGUAAUUUUGCUUUGCUAUACAUAAUUCUCCGUAGAGGAUGCCCACUUAUGAAUACGCGGAAAUUCCUAAUUUUUACUCUUGCGGGAGGUGACAUACUCCUGGCAUUGUAUUCCUUGAUCAUAUUUGCUCGUAAGAUUUUUGAAAAACACUUCAGACUAAACUGUGAAACAGAAUUUGUUUCCAUGGUGUACUGGAAUAACUACCUUCCGUUUGUGUAUGGAGUUGGUUUACUUGUGCUCUGUGGGGAACUCUGUUUUCGGAGAAAACUUCGCUCUACAAUUUCCAAUCCUUGUUUAGCUUCCAUAUUGGUGGCAGCAGUGCCUUGGAUUGUCGGACUAAUCCUGAUUUUGCCCUUAACUUUAGCUGGGUUUGAUACACAGACUUGUCGUUAUGACGACUCUAUGACAAUUGGCCGCCUUCGAGCUGUGGUUGUCAUUAGCAUGGUUCUUCCAUCCGUCCUGGCUGUUAUCUUUGCUCUUAUAACCAACAGAAUGAAAAUCGAGGCAAUCGCUGAUGGUUAUGACACUCCCUCUCCUGAAGGCACCUUUCUUAGUGAGAUAACAACGAUGUUAAAUGCCCAAGUGUACCCACUGUCAUCUACUGAUGCAAAUGGUCAAUCCGAAGAGGACUCCACUUUCAAACAGGCCGCUUACCUUCCACAAACGAUGCCCCCUACACAAGCUGUGGCCCUAACACCAGUGAGCGCGACGCAGCCAGCCUCAGAUCAACAAGACGUGCAAGCAGCAGUCAGUAAUGAGCAAACUACCCUGGUUGUAGUUGCUUUCGUACACGCUAUUUUGACAUUGCCUUAUGCUCUCUAUACACUUAGCUACAUCAUGAACGAGGACAGGGUUGUCCUUGAUCCACUCGCAAGGGUUGUGUUAGGAAUUUUGUUACAGUGGAUGGUGCAUCUCCGCUCCAUCUUGACACCUAUAGUCUGGCUGCUCGCCGAUAGGCCUCCGAUGGAAGGGAGCGUAAAGACAGAGUAUUUAGACACAUCGCCAGUGUAAGUACAAGCCAACGUAUUCCGUGCGCAUAUACUUUUUACACAAUAUCCAAAACGGUACACCUGGACGUUAUUCUGGUUCACCAUGGACCGCCCCAUUUGACUCUGUUUCGAACAAGAUGAAUGUCUCGGAGGGAAAGGCUGUGCGCGCACUUGAUUGUAGCGAGACUUGUGUUUUACCCUUCUUUUGCACUUCCGUGGUGAACACCAGCACAGAGAAGUUUUAAAAGUUUAGAGAGAGAAAAGAGCCGCGGCCAUGACAGUACAUGGUCUAGAAAACCCUAUCCAUUCCCCACUGCUAAGCUGUUCCCUCGUGUACGCUAGUCCACGUAACACAGUGGUUUCUCCGAACACCGCCUUUACGUGAAUCGUUUGCUGGGCAAACAAGUUGAAGGCGAAGGACGCUACCCACCAAAUAAAGGCACAUUUCUCUGAAGCAGACAACCCCCCCCCC